AUGGAAGAUACACUACAAUUAUUAACAAAACAAAUAUCAGCACUUUAUUCUUCACCGAAACUUGAAUCUUUUUACCUGGAAUACUUUACGCGUAAAGCUAAGAAUGCUAAAUUAGAAGAGAAUGCACCAGAAGUUGUCAAAAAAGUCGAAAAAGCAUGCAAUGAAUUAGGUAUAAGAAAUGUUUCAAGAUUUUAUAAAGUAGAAGAAGAUUAUUAUGAAUGGGAACUUCAGAGACGUGCGUUUCGAUUAGUUGCACCAUCAAUUGAUCAUCUUUGUAAAAGUGUCAUCUUUGAGAAUACAAGAUGCAUACACGAUAAUAUUGAUGAUCCGUUAAAUUCAAAAUAUUAUUGUGUAAUCGAUCAGUAUAUUGGAUCCAUUAAUACUCAAAAAUUAAUGAAUUUUGUUCGCGGAUUAAAGAAUAAAUCCAUUAGCAAAAAGAACUAUAAUUUUCGCGUCGCAGACGCAGAGAAAUCGAUUGAAUUGACCGGAUUUGAAAAUAAUGGGGUGUCACCUAUUGGUAUGAACCAAAAACUCCCAAUAAUUAUUGCCAAAUCUAUAACUGAAUUGAAACCCGCAGUAUUUUAUUUUGGUGCUGGACACGUGAAUUGGAAAUUAGCUUUACCUGCAAAAAACUUUAUUGAUGCAACAAGAUGCCUGAUAGCAGAUUUAGCAUAG
Racocetra persica is the source of this 675-nucleotide messenger RNA. NCBI's taxonomy places the organism in Eukaryota, Fungi, Glomeromycota, Glomeromycetes, Diversisporales, Gigasporaceae. The record is from the annotation of a GenBank genome assembly.